CCUUCCCCUCCGCUCCCCGCGGCCCCGCUGCUGGGCCGCACAGCCCCGCCCGCGGCAUGAAGGCGGCGCCCGGCGGCGCUGAGGAGACGGAGAAGCUGAACAAGAUGAGCACCCUCUUGGAAAGACUCCAUGCAAAGUACAACCAGAACAGGCCCUGGACAGAAACCAUGAAGUUAGUGCGUCAAGUCACGGAAAAGCGCGUUGUGAUGAACUCAGGGGGCCACCAGCACCUGGUGAGCUGCUUGGAGACACUGCAGAAGGCCUUGAAAGUAUCUUCUCUGCCUGCCAUGACAGAUCGCCUGGAGUCUAUAGCUAGACAAAAUGGGCUGGGAUCUCACCUUAGUGCCAAUGGCACUGAAUGUUACAUCACUUCAGACAUGUUCUAUGUGGAAGUCCAGUUAGAUCCUACAGGGCUGCUGUGUGAUGUCAAGGUGGCUCACCAUGGAGAAAACCCUGUGAGCUGUCCAGAACUGGUGCAACAUCUGAGAGAGAAGAACUUUGAUGAGUUUUCUAAGCAUCUGAGAGGACUGGUGAACCUGUAUAAGCUGCCAGGAGACAACAAACUGAAAACUAAAAUGUACUUGGCUCUGCAGUCCUUAGAGUUGGAUCUCUCAAAAAUGGCAGGGAUGUACUGGCAAGCCACCAACGCCAACCCCUUGGACAAGAUUCUCCAUGGCAGCGUUGGCUAUCUCACCCCCAGGAGCGGAGGUCUCCUGAUGAACCUCAAAUAUUACGUCUCACCCUACGAUUUGUUUGAAGAUGGCUCUGGAGCCCCUGUUAUUUUACAUGAGAACAAUGUCCCUCGCUCGCUGGGGAUGAACGUGUCGGUCACCAUUGAGGGCACCAUGGCCAUGUACAAACUUCCAAUCGCCCCACUCAUCAUGGGCUCCCAUCCAGUUGACAGCAAAGGAACUCCGUCGUUCUCGUCCAUCACUAGUGCCAACAGUGUGGAUCUACCAGCUUGUUUCUUCCUGAAAUUCCCACGUCCCAUCCCAGUGUCUCGAGCUUUCAUUCAGAAGCUUCAGGGCUGCACAGGUAUUCCGUUGUUCGACACACCACCAACAUUUGUGCCCUUGUAUGAGCUGAUCACGCAGUUUGAGUUAUCCAAGGAGGCUGAUCCAGUACCUUUAAACCACAAUAUGCACUUCUAUGCAGCUCUUCCAGGACAGCAGCACUGUUACUUUCUGAACAAAGAUGCUCCUCUCCCAGAUGGAAGAAGCCUCCAAGGAACUCUGAUCAGUAAAAUCGCCUUCCAGCACCCAGGCCGGGUCCCACUCAUCCUCAGCCUCAUCCGGCACCAGGUGGCCUAUAACACCCUCAUCGGCAGCUGUGUCAAGAGGACAGUGCUGAAGGAAGAUUCCCCUGGGAUCCUGCAGUUUGAAGUCUGCCCACUCUCUGACUCCUGUUUCAGUGUCUCCUUUCAGCAUCCCGUGAAUGACUCCCUGGUCUGCGUGGUAAUGGAUGUGCAGGACUCCACGCAUGUGAACUGUAAGCUCUACAAGGGGCUGUCUGAUGCUCUGAUCUGUACAGAUGAUUUCAUUGCCAAGGUUGUGCAAAGGUGUAUGUCCAUCCCUGUCACCAUGAGAGCAAUCCGGAGGAAAGCAGAAACCAUUCAGGCUGACACACCAGCCUUAUCCCUCAUUGCAGAGACAGUCGAAGAUAUGGUGAAGAAAAACCUCCCCCCAGCCAGCAGCCCGGGGUAUGGCAUGACCACAGGCACCAACCCCCUGAGUGGUACCACUACCCCAACCAACACUUUUCCUGGGGGGCCCAUCACUACUUUGUUUAACAUGAGCAUAAGCAUGAAAGAGAGGCAUGACUCGGUGGGGAGCCAUGGGGAGGACUUCAGCAAAGUGUCUCAGAACCCAAUUCUCACCAGUUUAUUGCAGAUCACAGGCAAUGUGGGCUCAGCCCUUGGCUCAAGCCCAACCCCUCCCCACCACACACCACCACCAGUAUCCUCCCCAGCAAGCAACACCAAGAACCACCCCAUGCUCAUGAACCUUCUGAAGGAGAAUCCCCCUCAGGAUUUCUCCAGCCUCUAUGGGAGCAGCCCUCUGGAAAGGCAGAACUCUUCCUCUGGCUCCCCCCGGAUGGAAAUUCCUGGGGGGAAUAAGCAGAAGAAAAAAAAGUCCCGCGUGCCAGCCGACAAACCCAAGCACCAGACUGAGGAUGACUUCCAGAGGGAGCUCUUCUCAAUGGAUGUUGACUCCCAGAACCCCAUUUUUGAUGUCAACAUGACUGCAGAUACCCUGGACACCCCCCACAUUACUCCAGCCCCCAGCCAGUGCAGCACUCCUCCUGCUACGUACCCCCAGCCCAUCCCUCACACGCAGCCCAGCAUUCAGAGGAUGGUUCGGCUCUCCAGCUCGGACAGCAUCGGUGCCGACGUCACCGACAUCCUCUCGGACAUAGCAGAGGAGGCUUCCAAGCUCCCCCCCACCACUGAGGACUGUCCACCCAUUGGUACUCCAGUGAGGGACUCUUCCAGUUCAGGCCAUUCCCAGAGUGCCCUCUUUGAUCCAGAUGUGUUUCAGAGCAACGCCAGCGAGAACCCCUACACGGACCCUGCGGACCUGAUCGCGGACGCUGCCGUCAGCCCCAACAGUGAUUCCUCCAACCAUUUCUUUCCCGAUGGUGUAGAUUUCAACCCUGACUUGCUCAACAGUCAGAGUCAGAGCGGCUUCGGGGAGGAAUACUUUGAUGAGAGCAGCCAGAGUGGAGACACGGAUGAUUUCAAGGGUUAUGCAUCCCAGGCUCUUACUACUUUGGGGGUGCAAGUGUUGGGGGGCGAUGGGGGGGACAAUAAAUUCAAGGGGAGCACUCAGUCUGACACGGUAGACUUCAGUAUUAUUGCAGCUGCAAGCAAAGCACUGGGGUCCUCGGACAUCAUGGAGCACCACAGCGGAGGGCAGAGCCCUCUGCUGAACACAGGGGAUUUAGGGAAAGAGAAGUCUCAGAAACGGGUAAAGGAAGGCAAUGGCUCUGGAAGUAACAUGGCAGGAGCCGGGAUAGACGGGAAGCCUGGGAAGCGGAGCCGGACGCCCUCCAGUGAUGGCAAAAGUAAAGAGAAACUUCCCAAGCGGAAGAAGCAGGAGACAGAUGGGAAAUCCCCGUCUCACAGUUCAUCCAACAGGCCUUUCACACCACCAGCAAGCACAGGUGGGUCCAAAUCUCCUGGGAGCUCGGGCAGAUCUCAGACUCCUCCUGGUGUAGCUACUCCUCCUAUCCCCAAAAUCACCAUUCAGAUCCCAAAAGGAACAGUGACUGUUGGCAAACCGUCUUCGCACGGCCAGUACACAAGCAGUGGCUCCGUCACCUCCUCCAGCGGCAAAAGCCAUCACAGCCAUUCUUCCUCCUCCUCCUCUUCUUCCUCCUCUUCAACCUCAGGCAAGAUGAAAAGCAGCAAAUCGGAAGGGUCUUCAGGCUCCAAGAUGAGCAGCAGCCUCUACUCGGGCCAAGGCAGCUCGAGUUCAGGGCAGUCCAAAAGCUCAGCCCAGUCAGUGGGAAAACCGGGAUCCUCCCCCAUCACCAAACACGGCCUCAGCAGCGGCUCUGGGAGCACCAAGAUGAAACCUCAAGGGAAGCCAUCGUCACUUAUGAACCCGUCCAUGAGUAAACCAAACAUCUCCCCAUCUCACUCGAGACCCUCGGGAGGUUCUGAGAAGCUUGCUUCUCCCAUGAAACCAGUCCCAGGUACUCCGCCAUCAUCUAAAGCGAAGUCACCGAUCAGUUCAGGGUCUGGAGGCUCCCACAUGUCUGGGACUGGCUCAAGCUCAAGUAUGAAGUCGUCUUCAGGAAUGGGAUCCUCUGGGUCGAUGUCUCAGAAACCACCUCCUUCAUCGAAUUCCUCGACGGCGUCCUCAUCUUCCUUUUCAUCCAGUGGGUCUUCCAUGUCUUCGUCUCAAAACCAGCAUGGAAGCUCCAAAGGCAAGUCUCCAAGCAGAAACAAGAAGCCAUCUCUGACUGCAGUCAUAGACAAGCUUAAACAUGGGGUUGUCACUAGCGGGCCUGGUGGAGAUGACCCAAUGGAUGGACAAAUGGGGCCAAGUUCCAAUUCCUCAAGCCAUACGAUGUCCUCCAAACACAACAUGUCUGGAGGGGAGUUCCAGGGCAAACGUGAGAAGAGUGACAAAGAGAAAUCUAAAGUCUCUGUUUCUGGGGGAUCUGUUGACUCUUCCAAGAAAACUUCGGAUUCUAAAAGCGUUGGAAGCACCGGCGUGGCCAAAAUCAUCAUCAGCAAACACGAUGGUGGUUCCCCCAGCAUUAAAGCCAAAGUCACUUUGCAGAAACCUGGGGAAGGAGGUGGGGACAGCCUCAGGCCUCAGAUGGCUUCUUCCAAAAGCUAUGGGUCCCCUCUCAUCAGCGGCUCGACCCCAAAGCACGAGCGCUGCUCUCCCAGCCACAGCAAGUCGCCUGCAUACACUCCCCAGAACAUCGACAGCGAGAGCGAGUCGGGCUCCUCCAUAGCAGAGAAAUCCUACCAGAACAGCCCCAGCUCCGACGAUGGCAUCCGGCCCUUACCCGAGUACAGCGCCGAGAAACACAAGAAGCAUAAAAAAGAGAAGAAGAAAGUGAAGGACAAAGACCGGGACAGGGAGCGGGAGCGGGAGAAGGACAGGGACAAGAAGAAGUCGCACAGCCUGAAGCCAGAGAGCUGGUCCAAGUCGCCCAUCUCAGCUGAGCAGCCUCUGGCCAUGGGCAGCAGCUCCAUCCUUGCUUCCGAGCGUCCGCCCCGUGCCAGCCCCGAGUUCCUCAUCGGGGAGGAGGACGAUGAUCUGAUGGAUGUGGCUCUGAUUGGUAACUAAUAUCCCUAAUGCCUGGAAGAAAUGAGCUCUUGCAGGCUCUCCAGGUUCCACAUCCCCCUGCAAACCUGCUGCGCUGCUCAACAGGCUGUGUGUGAAAAGGGGGGAACAAAAAGUAUUCCCAAGGAUCUCCAAAGACAAAGGAAAGCACCAGUGCCAGCAGCUCCCUCGGGAUCCAGGUCCUGACUGUGGCCUUCACCCUGCUGGCGCUUACACUUGGCUUUAAUAAGUAUUAAUAACCCCGUUAGAGUUCAAUGGGUGUGAAGCAAAGUGUAUGGGAACAGACCCCAGAGUGGUGCAAGC
This is a messenger RNA of Pezoporus occidentalis (night parrot), 5108 nucleotides long. RefSeq names its product mediator complex subunit 1 (gene MED1). NCBI's taxonomy places the organism in Eukaryota, Metazoa, Chordata, Aves, Psittaciformes, Psittacidae. Gene Ontology annotation, molecular function: nuclear retinoic acid receptor binding; nuclear thyroid hormone receptor binding; transcription coregulator activity. The coding region runs from base 57 to 4808 and encodes 1583 amino acids. The transcript is spliced from 17 exons. The record is from RefSeq and is a predicted model, not a curated record. Gene Ontology annotation, biological process: regulation of transcription by RNA polymerase II; cellular response to thyroid hormone stimulus. Gene Ontology annotation, cellular component: mediator complex.